Conger conger (European conger) is the source of this 1975-nucleotide messenger RNA. It is a transcript of the gene sgk1, whose product is annotated as serum/glucocorticoid regulated kinase 1. Gene Ontology annotation, biological process: protein phosphorylation. The record is from RefSeq and is a predicted model, not a curated record. Gene Ontology annotation, molecular function: protein serine/threonine kinase activity; ATP binding; phosphatidylinositol binding. NCBI's taxonomy places the organism in Eukaryota, Metazoa, Chordata, Actinopteri, Anguilliformes, Congridae.
CGCUGGGAUCCCCGGAGCGCCCCGGGUCCCCGGUCGCCGUGGCGAUGAAGAUGGUGAACAGCAGCAGGAGCGGCGAUAAGAACGGGUUCUCCUUCAAGAAGUGCUCAGCCUUCCAGUUCGUCAAGAGGAAGGUGCGUCGGUGGAUACGGAACCCCAAGGUGAACAUGGAGAAGGGGCAGGGCCAGGCCUUCCUCUACCCCAACCCCAAACGGCCCAUGGACCAGGACCUGUGGUACACCCAGCUGCCCCCCUACGGCUGCUGCCACCUGGGGCACGGCUACUACCUGCAGGAUGACCCCCCCUGUGGGGCCGAGAAGCCCAAGAGCUGCAAGGUGAGGAAGUGGAAGAUGCUGAGCCGUCACCACGGCGACAGUAAGCAGAAGGCCGGUUGCCGGGAGCAGGAGCAGGAGGGGGUGUGUCCCUGGUCGCUGAGGGCCACGCCCCUCCUGGCCACGCCCGUGAUGCUGGAGUGCUGCGUCUGCAGCGGCCCCUUCGUCAGCUACGCCAUGGAGGAGGUGUGGCAGCCCCGGGAACGCACGCAGGCGAUGGAUCUGUACUACCCGGCCGCUCCGGAGGCCAGCUACUGCGGCUCUGAUGACUCAGCUUUUAUGAAACAGAGGAGAAUGGGAUUAAACGAUUUCAUUCAGAAGCUGGCCACAAACUCGUACGCCUGUAAGCACCCUGAAGUGCAGUCUAUUUUGAGUAUGAACCCACCCCAAGAACCAGAGCUGAUGAACGAAAACCCUUCCCCGCCGCCCAGCCCGUCCCAGCAGAUCAACCUGGGCCCGUCCUCCAACCCCACCGCCAAGCCCUCCGACUUCAACUUCCUCAAGGUCAUCGGCAAGGGCAGCUUCGGCAAGGUGCUGCUCGCCCGGCACCGGAGCGACGACAAGUUCUACGCCGUCAAGGUGCUGCAGAAGAAGGCCAUCCUGAAGAAGAAGGAGGAGAAGCACAUCAUGUCGGAGAGGAACGUGCUCCUGAAGAACGUGAAGCACCCGUUCCUGGUGGGACUCCACUACUCCUUCCAGACCACGGACAAGCUCUACUUUGUCCUGGACUACAUCAACGGAGGAGAGAUGUUCUACCACCUGCAGCGGGAACGCUGCUUCCUGGAGCCGCGGGCGCGCUUCUACGCGGCGGAGAUUGCCAGCGCGCUGGGCUACCUGCACUCGCUCAACAUCGUGUACCGGGACCUGAAGCCCGAGAACAUCCUGCUGGACUCCCAGGGCCACGUCGUCCUCACCGACUUCGGCCUCUGCAAGGAGAACAUCGAGCCCAACGGGACCACCUCCACCUUCUGCGGCACGCCUGAGUACUUGGCGCCCGAGGUUUUGCACAAGCAGCCCUACGACCGGACGGUGGACUGGUGGUGUCUGGGAGCCGUGCUCUACGAGACGCUGUACGGACUGCCUCCGUUCUACAGUCGAAACACAGCCGAGAUGUACGACAACAUCCUGAACAAGCCCCUGCAGCUGAAGCCCAACAUCUCCAACGCGGCGCGGAACCUUCUAGAAGGGCUGCUGCAGAAGGACCGCACCAAGAGGCUGGGCCACAACGACGACUUCACUGAGAUCAAGAACCACAUGUUCUUCCCGAUCAACUGGGAAGACCUCAACGCCAAGAAGAUCACACCCCCCUUCAACCCCAACGUGACGGGUCCGAACGACCUGCGGCACUUUGACCCGGAGUUCACGGACGAGCCGGUCCCCGGGUCCAUCGGCUGCUCCCCGGACAGCACCCUGGUGACGGCCAGCUUCAAAGAGGCGGCCGAGGCCUUCCUGGGCUUCUCCUACGCCCCCUCCAUGGACUCCUACUUAUAGCUCGCUCACAAAAAAAAAACUCAGAACAUGAACACUGUAGUGAACGGACUUGCCUGUAGCUCUUCUCUUAAAGUCUCGGCGGAAUGGGAACUAUUUGCACAUUGAUGUCAGGCAGCUUUUAGUUUUUUGGGGGUUUUUUUGGGGGGGGGGGGGGG